AUGCAGGUUCUCUCAUUCUGCCACAGAACCGGAGCCAGAUGCUCUCUGCCUGGUUUGAUUGUCUUCUUCAUUACUUGUUCUGUUCACAAGUUGCAAUCAGCUCAUUUUAAAGUGGUUGGACCUGACCAGCCUGUCACUGCCACUGUGGGAGAAGAGUUUGUGUUACCCUGUCACCUGUCCCCCAGGCUGAGCGCUGAGAACAUGGAGGUGACGUGGUUCCGGUCCCAGCUUUCUCCAUUUGUUCAUCGCUAUAGUGAUGGAAAGGACCAGUAUGGGCAGCAGAUGCCAGAAUAUCAGGGGAGGACAGAGCUCUUGAAAGAUGGUCUCACCAGUGGGAGUGUUGCCUUGAGAAUUUUCAGUAUCAGACCUUCUGAUGAAGGACAGUACAGCUGUUUUGUUCAAGAUGGUAUUGAUUAUGAAGAAACCCUAUUGGAACUAAAUGUGGCAGCUUCAGGCUCUGCUCCUCACAUUUCUGUCGAGGAUUAUCAGGAAGGUGGAAUCCGGUUGGUGUGUCGAUCAUCUGGGUGGUACCCAGAGCCUGAAGUGCUGUGGAGAGAUCCCAGUGGACAGCAUUUACCAUCACUCUCUGGAACAAAUUCCCAAGAAGUCAAUGAGCUGUUUGAAAUAGAAAAUUCUAUCAUUAUUACAGAGAAUUCACACAAGAACUUGUCAUGUGUAGUCAGGAACACUCACACCAACCAUCAAAAGGAAUCAACAUUGUUCUAUAUAUCAGAUGCUUUUUUCCCAAUGACGAAUCCCUGGAUGGUGGCUCUGUGCGUGAUCCUGGUGGUGCUGGCUGGUUUCAUUGGCCUCACUAUUUAUCUAUUUAAAAUAAAAGGUGUGACCACCAAAGAGACCUUGACUCUGGAUCCAGACACAGCUCAUCCCCAGCUCGUCCUGUUUGAGGAAUGGAAAAGUGUGAGACGGAGAGAUACAUGGCAGGAUCUGGACAACAAUCCUGAGAGAUUUGAAUAUGAGCGCUGUGUGCUGGGCUGUGAGGGCUUCACCUCAGGGAGACAUUACUGGGAGGUGGAGGUUGGGGGUGGGGAAUACUGGGCCGUGGGGGUUGCCAGAGAGUCUGUGAAGCGGAAAGGAGAGAUCAUUUUUGAAACUGAGGAGGGGAUCUGGGCUGUGGGCUAUUGGGGGAGUCAGUACCUGGCUGCCACCUCCCCUCGCUUCCCAUUGUUCCUAAAAUGGGUCCCCAGGAGGAUCCGGGUUUAUCUGGACUAUGAAGUGGGGCAGGUGGCAUUUUUUGAUGCUGAUAGAGGGGUCCUGAUAUUUGCUUUCCCACCAUCUUUCUUUGCUGGGGAAAGAAUCCACCCCUGGCUCUGGGUCUGGGAUACAGAAUCCCAACUCAGACUGUGUCCCUGA
This is a messenger RNA of Mauremys reevesii (Reeves's turtle), 1371 nucleotides long. RefSeq names its product butyrophilin subfamily 3 member A3-like. NCBI's taxonomy places the organism in Eukaryota, Metazoa, Chordata, Testudines, Geoemydidae. The record is from RefSeq and is a predicted model, not a curated record. Gene Ontology annotation, molecular function: protein binding. Bases 1 to 1371 code for a protein of 456 amino acids. The transcript has 6 exons.